Molecule: messenger RNA, 2076 nt
Organism: Fukomys damarensis (Damara mole-rat)
Lineage: Eukaryota; Metazoa; Chordata; Mammalia; Rodentia; Bathyergidae
Gene: Nif3l1
Product: NGG1 interacting factor 3 like 1
Exons: 7
Coding region: 852-1982 (376 amino acids)
Cellular component (GO): cytoplasm; mitochondrion
Source: RefSeq, a predicted model, not a curated record
CACUUCCGCUCAGCCCCUCCCCCACUCCCCUGGACCCGGGAGCGCGGGCCGGGCCGGAAGUGUAGCGUACAGACGGCUUCCGGCCUGGUGAGCAGCGUGCUCUCGGAGGCGCUGGCGGGGUCCAGAAGGCUUGCAGAGCAUCCGCAGAGCGCCCUCCACCAGAGCUCCUGGGCCUGGCCCUUGUGGGUGCGGUAGGCCCGCUGUGACUUCACCCACUGCCUGCCCUGUGCUGGGCCUCCUUUCUGCGGACAGCCCUCCUCUUCGGUGCCCAUCCGUGCCACCAGCCGGGAGUUCCGCUGAGCAGAGUCAGCCUGCAGCGAGCCCUUGGUGCUGGCAGCGCAGGGACCACGAGGCAAAGAUCGCUCCCUUUCCCGGAGCUUCAGCGUAUUAAGGAAACACGAACAGGAUUGUCACAGUAUGAGAGUGUUAGGUUGAGGGGUUGGGGAUCGGCACCGAAAAGGUUUGUCAACAAAAGUUUUCUUUAGGGCCAGAUGUGGUGAUGCACACCUAUCACCCUGGCUGAGCCAGGAGGAUCGUGAGUUCAAGCUCAGCCUGGAUGAGAACAAGAAAGGGCCGGGCCGUAGCUCAGCAGGAAGGCGCUGGGUUGCAUCCCCAGUACCACAAAACGGAAGGAGGAGAGUGGGAGUCGGAGGGCUCCUGAGAGGGAGGGAUGGCGAAGUGGCGGAGAGGAGGGUGGACGUUCCUGCGUCGGGGACCAGAGCCUGCCGUGCCCCCGCGUGUGCAGGAGGGCGCGGCUCACCGGAGUGUGGCCCUGCGGAGGCCCCGGCUGCAGCCCCACGAGUCCCCUUCCUGUGUUUGGCCCCAGGUACUCGCUGGAGCCUGGUGCCUGCAUGCUGGCGUCUCCUGGGCGCCUGGUGCCCGCAGCAGUCCGGCUCGCCUGUUCCAGGGCCCGCUCCUCCUCCGGCAUGGAUCUGAAGGCUGUCGUCUCUUCUCUCAACGACUUCGCGCCCCUCUCCUUCGCAGAGAGCUGGGACAAUGUGGGGCUCCUGGUGGAGCCGAGCCCCCCGCACACCGUGCACACGCUCUUCCUGACCAACGACCUCACGGAGGCGGUGCUGGAGGAGGCCCUGCGCGAGAAGGCGGACCUGGUCCUUUCCUACCACCCGCCUAUCUUCCAGCCCCUCGCGCGCGUCACCUGGGGGACCUGGAAGGAGCGCCUGGUGGUCCGCGCGCUGGAGGCCAGAGUUGCCAUCUACUCCCCGCACACGGCCCUGGAUGCCGCGCCCCAGGGCGUCAACACCUGGCUGGCCAGGGGUCUCGGCAUUUGUACCUCCAGGCCCAUCCGUCUCUCCAGAGCCCCCAGCCACCCCAAAGAGGGGACCCACCGAGUCGAAUUCAGUGUCAGACACUCCCAGGACCUGGACACAGUCCUGUGUGCUAUAAAAGCGAUCGGCGAUGCUGAUGUCACUAGUUUUUCUGCUAGGACGGGUGAUGGCGAGGAGCGGACGCGGCUCAGUGUGACCUGCACUCAGGAGGCCUUGACUCGGGUGGUGGCGUGGCUGUCCCAGAACAGGCAGCUGCGUGAGCAGACCGAGGUUCUGGCCCUGGAGAAGCCUCUGCUGCUGCAGACCGGCAUGGGGCGGCUGUGCACACUGCAGGAGUCUGCGUCCCUGGCCACCGUGGUUGAGCGGGUGAAGAGUCACUUGAAACUGUCCCACGUCCGCCUGGCGCUCGGAGCAGGAAGGACCCUGGACUCCCGAAUCCAGGACGUAGCCCUGUGUGCCGGCUCGGGGAGCAGCGUUCUGCACGGGGUGCAGGCUGACCUCUACCUCACAGGUGAAAUGUCCCAUCACAACGUUUUGGAUGCCACUUCCCGAGGAAUCAGUGUCAUCCUGUGUGAACACAGCCACACGGAGCGGGGCUUUCUCUCUGACCUGCGGGACCUGCUGGGUGUGCGCCUGGAGAGCAGGGUGCGGGUGGUCCUGUCAGAGCACGACCGCGACCCUCUGUGUGUGGUGUAGCACAGUGGCAGCCGCAAGCCGGAGUGGCCCCCAGAGAACAGGCGGCAAGAGGGCACAGGGUGUGCUGAGCAAGGCUCGGCAGAAGACCACGGAG